GUACAAUUAAGGUCACAGUAAUAAGAACUUCAUGUGAUCAUGGUCGCAAGGAGAGGAAGAAGACGAGAAUCACUCCCAUGCGACGACGGACAGCCGUCCGAUCGGCAUCGGACGGUGGAUAGCGUCUCUUGGCCGGCAAAACAUCUCCGUCUUUCUCACUACUUUAGCCAUGAGUAGCUCUUGCCGGAGCUGUGAGCUCCUUUUGGCACAAAUUCCUCAAGAAAAAGGAGCGAAUAUGCCACCUCUGCGGCCGAUCUUGCUCGCCGCCGCGGCCGCCGUCGCCGUCGCGUCACUGUGGUCAGCUGCCUGCGUGGCGGCCGACAUCGACCCGUCGGGGAUGCCGUCGCCACCUGCAACCGUCUCGCCGUUCCCGUUCUGCCCGACGACGCCGCCGCCGGGGAGUUUGACGCAGCCGUUUCCCUGGGCGGAGCCGUCUCCGGCGACGACGCUGUUUCCCCAGGAUCCAGGGUUUCUUGCAUCCGGGGCAUGCAGGAUGGCACUGGCGUGGCUUCCUCUGGCCUUUGUGCUUUCUGCUUUCUUGGUGCUCUUGCAGUGACCUGUAUUCACUGUGCCCUUGAUGUAUGUGUUGAAUUCAGAUUCCACAGUCACUGAAUAUUGCAUCUGGUGUGAUGCCAUGGUGAACUGUUAGCCAUCGGUAUCAGAUAUGUUUCAUAUAGUAGUUGUGAUUUGUGAAUACUACGUCAAAUUUGAGUUC
This is a messenger RNA of Oryza brachyantha (malo sina), 715 nucleotides long. RefSeq lists its product as uncharacterized. NCBI's taxonomy places the organism in Eukaryota, Viridiplantae, Streptophyta, Magnoliopsida, Poales, Poaceae. The record is from RefSeq and is a predicted model, not a curated record. The transcript has a single exon. The coding region runs from base 170 to 556 and encodes 128 amino acids.